Molecule: messenger RNA, 579 nt
Organism: Metschnikowia bicuspidata var. bicuspidata NRRL YB-4993
Lineage: Eukaryota; Fungi; Ascomycota; Pichiomycetes; Serinales; Metschnikowiaceae
Exons: 1
Source: RefSeq, a predicted model, not a curated record
UUGUACAGCCACCCGGUUUACGAGCACUACGCUGAUAUUCAUAGAGAGCAUCUGGAACAGAACCCGAGUAGCAGCAGCAUUCAGGAUACGAUGCAGCCCAAUUUAACAGGUCACGUGCUUAAGGGCGAGGAUAAAAUUAACUUACGGACCCAGUCGCUUUUUGUCAUUGACGACAAGUACCUCUCGGAGUUUGACGAUAUUGACGGGCUUUUGGCAGGCCAUAAAAACCACAGUUACACCUUCUUUCAUUUGGGCUCGCAUCUCUCCGGCCAUCCUGAUAUCGUUCAUGGGGGCUUGCUUGCCACUCUCUUGGACGAGGUGAGUUGUCGUCUUGCGUUCCAAAACAUCAAGUCCAAAAAGGGUGUCACUGCCAACUUGAACAUCAACUACUACAAGCCAUGUAAAACCGGGUACUACAUCAUGCUCAAGUGCUCUGUAUCAAAAAAGUUGGGCCGCAAGUGCUGGGUGCGGGGCGAAGUGUUUCAUUUGAAGUUGGACGACGAGGACUUCGACAUUCACAAGGUGGAGACAAACGAGAACUUGAUUUCCGCCAGCGAAUGCUUGGUGAUUGAGCCCAAG